Molecule: messenger RNA, 6039 nt
Organism: Ectocarpus sp. CCAP 1310/34
Lineage: Eukaryota; Phaeophyceae; Ectocarpales; Ectocarpaceae
Source: the annotation of a GenBank genome assembly
AUGGGGUGGGGGGGGUCGAGGUCCCCGGCUGAUAGCAGCGUGCCCGCGGGACUGUUCCUCCGCGCGAUGACGUCACUCCCUGGUCACUACGAAGACGACCACGAGGCUCUGGAGGCCCACCUCAGAGAGGAGCACGCCAUCUUCGCCGCAUCGGAAACCCCGGACGACGCUAGCGCCGGCGACGGCGGCGGCCGGCGGCGGGCGUAUCUGUGCUGCACGGACUACCGCGACGGGCCUGCCCUCAAGUCGGCGCUCGAGGCCGCCGCGGGCGGCAAGAGGUUCGUCCGCACCGCCCUCAACAGCAACUCGCUGGGCGGCUACUGCGCCGUGGCGCACAUCUCGUCGUCGGUCGCGGCGGAGGCGGCGACGGCAGCGGCAGAGACCGUGCGGUGUUCCCCGGUGACCCACGCCUCGAAGGAGCCGCUGUCGCUCCUAGCGCCGGCAACGGCCACGGAAUCGUCUUCUUCUCACGGCGGCGGCGGCAGCGGGAAGACCCCGCUUUUCGGGUUGAGGUUUGGGCCGGGCGUGCAGGAGGGGGACAGCCGCGGCUUGGUGAUAACCAUGUCCCCCGGCAGCCUCCCCAUGGACGACGCGGCAGAGGACGUGGUGCCGACAGGAAACACCCGCGGGGGCAGCGGCGGCGGCGAAGGAGGGGCCGGCAGAAUGCGGCGGAACCUCUCAUCCCGGCAACAGUCCUCUUCUUUGGCCCCGCUGGAGAGAACGUGGAGGGACUUCUGGGGCGGCGCUCGCGGGAGCGACGGCGCCCGGGCGCUGGCGGAGGCUGUCCCUUGGACCAGCCCUCCCGCCGGCGGCGGCGGCGGCGGUGGUACGCGUAGGAGGAGCUUGCUUGCCGGAGAUGGGACCAGCGAUGCCUCGGAGCCGAGCAGCGGCGUUAGAGUCAGCCGUGCGAGGGAGUUCCAUGGGGGGAAGGCGGCGGGCUACGGGGCCGCGCUCGCGCACCUCGGGGAGAAGAUGACGAAGCGUGGUGAGGAGGAGGAGGGAGGAGUUGGAGAGACCCUGGCAGGAGUGUGCGGGCUGGGGAGCAACCUGGAGUUCGUGCACGGCGGCAAUGACUUGCUGUACCUGAGGGGCAUCGACCACCCGGAACACGACGAGGAAACCUCUGCGGCGUGCUUUAUCGCCCUGGUCGGCUUCCUCUCCGCACAGCCCGAGGUGAUGCACAUCCACCCGGAACCGAGAGCGGAAGCGAAUAACAAGGUCCUGACGGCCUACAUCGAGGGCGGCGAGCCCACAGAGACUCCCAUGCGCGUGGCCGGCCUCACGGGAGCGGGGCAAGUGAUCGGGGUCACCGACACGGGCCUUGACGACAACUCUUGCUUCUUCAAGGACGUGGACGGCUCCGUCCCUAGGACAACCAUGGAGGCCGCCGAGUUCUACCCCGACCAAAGGAAGGUCAUUCAGUACGUGGUGUUCGCGGACGACACCGACACCGACGGCCACGGCACACACGUCGCCGGGAUCGCCGCCGGAAAGGUGUAUGACGACUGGGAAGCGGCUUGGGCGGGAGACGUCUCGAAGGAGUUGUGCGAGGAGGCCGGUCUAUUCAUGUCCUGCUUCGGGGACUGCGUCGCGGGGACGAUGGGGGGGUCGUGUCACUGGAACCCCGAGCUGUCGUGUCCCCUAUCUGACUGUGACGUAGACGCGAGCUGCGACGACUACACCGAAUACGACUUCCCGUGCUUCGAAGACCCAGUGGACGAGCUGCCGGAAGCAUCGGGAGUUGCGUCCGACGCUCAGCUGGCUUUCUUCGAUAUCGGUACCGAAGACGGGGGCCUUAUCAUCCCCGAUGACAUCGGUGACAUGUGGGACGCCCAGUACGCCGCCGGAGCAAGGGUGAUCAGCAACUCGUGGUCUCUGGUGACGAUGACGGAGCCCACCGCGAGGGACGUUCAGCUGGACGAGUGGGUGCACGACCACCCUGACACGCUCGUCGUGUUCGGUGCAGGCAACAACGGCUUCGAGGACCACGGAUUCAACCCGGGGUCUGUCCAGAGCCCCGCUACUGGAAAGACGGCCAUGACAGCGGGCGCCUCCAACAGCGGACCUGGUCGCGCUUACGCCUACUACGAUGAUGCUACCUCCAACUUCGACGGCGUGCUUUGGCCCAGCGACGAGGAGAUGUUCCAGGUUUCCCCCUUCUCGGCACGCGGGCCCGUGGGACGGUUCACCGCAAAACCGGACGUAGUCGCCCCCGGCCUGAUGGUCCACUCCGCCAAGGCCUCCCUCUCCGACUCCGGCGAAGAGACCUGCGCUCUCGACUCCCUCGGCGGCACCUCCAUGUCGGCGCCGGCGGUGGCCGGCGCUGCCGCCCUCGUGAGGCAGUUCUUCGAGCAGGGGUUCCUCGCGAGCUUCCUUGGCGGUGCCGGGCUGUGCGGCGGGACCGAUGAGAACGAGGAGGUCGUUGCCGCUGCCGGGGGAGUGUACGCGGAGGCGGGACUGUGUGAGGCGUUCGCGCCUUCGGGGUACCUGGUGAAGGCCGUCCUGGUUAACUCGGCCAUGUGGCUGGGGGACAUGCAGAUGGUGUCGUAUGAGAACAAGACGCAAUACAUGUCGGUGCUGGACUUCGCCCAAGGCUUCGGGGCCGUUCAGCUAGCGGCCUCGGUGCCUACCGAGGGCGCCCCAUUGGGCGCGUUCUACCACGAGCACGAGCUAGCGUCGGACGAGCUCCAAUACUACCUCGUUUACGUGUCGGACGCGAGCAAGAACGUAUCUGUGACGGUAGCGUGGUUCGACCCCCCGUCCCCGGUGUCGUCGUACAACUUGCUCCACGACUUGGACAUUUUCGUGAUGUCGGUGGACGCGAGGCGGUACUACCGCUCCAACCACUACGACACGAUCGCGACGAUGUGCGGCGACGACGAGUCCUGCGCCGAGAAGUACGAGUUCACUUACGAGAAUGGCCUGGCGGACUACAUGAACCCGGUCGAGCGGGUCACGGUGCCGAGCUCCGACCUCGAGGAAGGGUACCAUGUCGUGGGCGUGCGGGCGCGCACCCUCACGGAGUCCGACGUCCAGGCGUACGGGCUCGCGGCGGCUGGCGGCGGCCUGGUUCUACACGGAAUGUCAAAGAACUGGACGGACCUCGUGCUGGAGACGGACUCGACCCCCGGGGGCGGGGUGGGGACCGACGAGCCCGACCCCGACGGCGAGGUUAACGGGGCCACGCCGGCCCCGUCCGUGCUGGUUGCGAGGGGAUCGGCCGACGACGGCGGCGCGCCCACCGGGGAUAACGUUAUCUUUGCCCCGACCAGUGACCCCGUUGAGACGGCCACCGGCAGCACGAGCGGCAGCGGUACCAGCAUGGCCGGCGAUGAGGACGGGUUAUCCGGCGACUCGACGGGGAGCGGCGCCGGGGUAAGCCACAUCGGGGGCGGCGACGACGACAUUAGCGCGGCCGGCGGGAUAGAGACCGACGUGCCGGAGGGCGGCGACCUCGACGUCGACGGCGGCGGGAGCGGCGGGACGACCAUCACCACCAUCGCGGCGUCGUCCGCCGCGGCGGCAUUCCUGAUCGGGGCCGGGAUCUGCCUCGCCGUACGGCGGAGCAAGCUGCGCUCCUCUGGGCGGCGUGACGAGACCGGGUCCUUCCUGUGUCCGGUCCGUAACGCCUCCUCGUCUGCGGGAAGAAAGGCGGUGGUGGGCGGCGGCGGCGGCAGCGGUGGCGAAGGUGGCGGCGACGAAGAAAUAGAUCGGCACCACUGUGAAGAGGACGACCGUGUUUUCGGGUUCUACGACGGGGAAGACAUGCCGCCGCUGGAGCCUCAGCGAGGGCUGCCGGGUUACGCGACGGCCGUGGCCAGCAUGCCGGAGGAGGAGGGCCACACGAUCAUCCGAGAUCGCGCCGGGGUGGAGCGGAUGGUGGAGCUCACGGCCGCCGACGAGUCCGAGGUGUCGGGGUUUUACUACGCGGUUGAUCCCGGCGCGGUCGAGACUCUGGUCUCGUGGGGAAUCAGCCGGGACUUCGCCAGGGUGGCGCUGAGGCAGACGGACAACGAUGUCCAGGAGGCCCUGCAGAUGAUUGCCGAAGGGAACAUGGACGAGCGCCUGGCCAUGGACCACGAGGAGAUGGCUCGGGAGGGGCGGGAGGCGGCCGCGGCGGCGGAGGCUGCGACAGCGGGUCGACACGGAACAAUGGUGUAGGGCCGGUCGGCUCUUGGGGUACCUGCAGCUGUCACAGUCUCGCCCGGCGGCGGCGGUAUGUCAGCUUUCGAGAUGGUCGUGGGAGUAGAGUGGUGCCGAAGGACUGAAGGACUGGUGUCAGUGAGGCGAGGGCGAUUAGCGGCGGGUGAUUGACGACUUCUUCCCGUUGAUUGCUGGGCCCUCAUCCUGCGCAGUGGUUUUGGUCCGUAUGGCACCGGAACAGCAAAAACUUUUCAGAUUCGAGUAGGAACGAUGUUUGUUUAUCUGGUAGGUUUCAUCCAGCGCCGCUAGGAGGCAGGCAGCAAGGGGAGGGGGCGCGCCGCAGCAUCAACUGGGAUGCUGAGCUCUAGAAAACAUGCGAUGAUGAGGCUUGGGGGUCCGUGAGUGUAAUGGACUGGUGGCGUCCAUCCCGGACUCGAGAGCGUUGGGUGACGUGCAUGCGCCGCCCAACACUGGCUCAUGGUGCGAGCGCUAGUGUACGGCUGCCGCCCACACGAUGAUGUCCGCUUUUAGCUUAGCAAUAGUGUGGUUUUAGCAUGGCAGGCUCGUUAGCGUUAGCAAUAGUAGCAGAUGUUUGGGACAGGACGUGUUGGUGAUGACGACGCGCGUGCGUCCGCCAGUCAAGUGUCGAAAAAGGCCAGGCCGGCUCCGGUUCUCUUUUAUCUUUGUGCCCCGAAACCACCCACGUACUUUUUGAUCGUUGUAUAUGGCGGGCGGGCGUGUGUUGGUUGGUGCUUGUGCGUGCGUGUUGUGGUCCAAUUGCAUCGGUACAGCAGUUCCUACUUUGACCCUGCGAGGUGAAGUUGAGGUGGUGUUGCCGAGGUGUUGUAGGUUAUGUGCGAGGCGAAAUAUUAUGUCUCUUUCGGUGUUUCUUUUUCGCUGCACGUUACGGUCUUUCCUGUGUUGCGCUUGGGUACUUGUUUGUCCUUGCUUAUCAGCUUGUCAUUGCGCGGAGGGAUUGUUCGGUGGAGUGAUGGUGGUACAGCAGUAUGAUUUUUAUGGGCCUGCAACAGAGAGUGGUUGUAGGCAUGAACGGGAAAAGACGCGCCGACCGUAAACAUGGCUGCUGGAAGGUAUUCGGCCUUCGUUCCAGCUGCUCUUGGCGUUUUUGUUCAACAAAAGAGUUUGCCCCCCGGCUGAACCACAAACGAGAUGGCUCAGCAGUUGUCGUUGUUUGCUCUUCUUGUUCGCGGAGUACUUGUUGUUGCCGAAACGAAACCGUCCUUGUCAGAUAUUUCAACCUUUCGCGGUUUCAUGCGUUGUAGUGUACGAACGGCUUGCAAUCAAUAUUCGUAUCGGCUUGAAACGCAUUCUUUUAAAAUCAGCUGUAUGUGGCAUUACUGUGGGGUCGGGUAGCGUGCCUGACGUAAGCACGAUUCUGCCGAUCGAUUAGCUUGUUGUUCCGCGAUGAUGAUGUGCCGAGACCGAGGGGUUGGUAUUGGAAAAGAAUGUUGCGAGGACUUUUAUACUCAUUAUUGCUUGCAUGUUCAUCCUACUGGAUUGUAGGAUUUGUUUCUUCCCUUGGAAGGUCCGGGGGCGCGACCAUGACUUCCUGUUUGGCGUUGAUUGCUACUUGGAUGUAGCGCUUUUCUUGGCUAGCAGGCUUGUUGCGCUUGCCCUCUUGGGGGUUUGUGGGCAUCGCAGAACUUGAGGGGUUGACGGGGACGGCGACGACCCGGAGGAAGAGUCGUUGUCUGGUACGGUGCCGCGCGCUAUCACGACAGUGGGCGUGUCGUCGAUUUCGCGUAGUGGGUGAUUUGUUUCUGCACACAUUUGUUUGUGUACCAUACAUGUGCACGAAAUUUUCUGUCCCCUAUCAAAUAUCAAACUUGCUUAUAAAUACAUACUCUCGGAUUUCAAUUUUCACGACGGUGCAUC